Symbiodinium sp. CCMP2592 is the source of this 1344-nucleotide messenger RNA. NCBI's taxonomy places the organism in Eukaryota, Dinophyceae, Suessiales, Symbiodiniaceae. The record is from the annotation of a GenBank genome assembly.
AUGUGGCGCAGUGUGGUGCGUCUUGCUUACCUCGGAGUUGCUUGCGCUGCGGUCUUGUCCGAGAACACAUGUGACGGAAGGGUUUCCGCAUCUGACCCGAAGGAAAGCGGCACGGAUUGCAGCAGCCUCCUGCAGUCUGCUCCUCGCCGGGUCGUGUUGGACCCGAAGAAGGAGCAGAUUGGCGGCGAAAGCGAAGGCAAAACAAAUUGGCCUCGCUACUGGCCCUUCAAGCGCUGGUGGCCCCAUAAUCGCAAGCAUGGGUACUAUGUCCCACCUGCCGAAGAGGAAUUGGUUGCGAUCCUGCUGCAGAUUCUCUUAGGGGUUGACGAUGCGGACCAAGUGCUGGGUUUGCUCGAAAACGCGACCGGCUUGUCAGCAAUCGAAGAGUGGCUCCAAGAACAGCUUGGUCCAGAUGCGACCAACAUCGACGUGACCUUCGGAAAUGGUGCGAGCCUGCUGCAGGAGCAGCAGCGAAGGAAGACGGGAGGAGGGGAGGAGGCGAAGGUCCGGCUGAACACCAUGCGUUCGUUGGGCACCUUCAUUGGACCCUUCGGGAGCACUCUGCUGUGUGUGCUGCCGAAGGAAGGGCUGUUCAACGAGCUCAACUCGGCAGGCUGGGCGAUCGCUGCCGCGAACCUGCUUGGUGUAGUGCUGUGUUGCUAUCGGCUUACCGACCCAGCUGUGCCGAGUGAGCCGCGGGUCUCUGCCGUGGAGCGUGGGCAGCAUGGGCAGCCUCCCGUCACAGCAGCCCGCAGCUUUCCGACCACUCCAGUGAUCUGGACAUGCCUCCUGUUCCAGGUAACGACAGCGCUGCUCCUGGCAGUGCUUGAAGUGGUUCCGCCGAUCGUUCUCACAGACGAGUUUCGGCUGCCGCCGGCGGCCACCUCGAUCCUCUUCGGCAUUGCGUCCCUGGCAGUCAUCGCGCUCUUCGCGUUGGUGGAGGUCCUGAGUCGCAAGGUCAGCGGGCGAAGCUUGAUGACUGCUGGGGUCCUGCUCGUCUCCUGCGGCGCCCUUUGGGCGCAGACAAGUUGGAAGUUAGGUUCAUCCUUCCUCGACUUCGUGCUGCCAUGGCUAGUGCUUGCCGUGGCACCUGCGCCACUCCUACGCACACCCGCGCGGACUCUUUACACGAGUCAUCUGCCGAAACACGUGCAGGGCACCAUGCAGGGCAUCUCGGAGGCAGCCUUCUCCUUCGCCAAUUUCGUGGGCCCAAUCCUGGGGAGCCACGUGGCCACUUCAGGUGGCUUCGAAGGGCUUCGCCUGACUAUGCUCGGCUUGGUUGUGGCAGAGGUGCUGCUCCUUUGCGUCGGGUUUUCGCGCCUGAUUCCAGGGACUGAGCUUUAG